AUGCGUGCCGCAGCCUUCUUCGCUCUCGUUUCCUCCGCGGUCUCGGCCACUCCUCUCGGCCACCGUUUCCACACCUACUCCAAGGCCAGCAACUCUUGCGCCGUUGUCUUUGACGGCCGUGUCCCUGCCAAUGCCUCCCUGACCGACUUUGAUACCGAGAAUGGCGGUGGCUGGAACCCCUUCAACCCUGGCUAUGUCAAGGGAAACAACAUUUCUUGGUCUGAGAUUCUUCUGCUUCCCAAGAACACCCCUCGAUCUCGAUUCGAUGCUGUCUCUCGAACUGUUCCUCUCGAGGUCACCAUUAGUGAUGAGAGCAUUUUCAUGCAGCAGCACGGCUUCCGUCGGGCCGGUCUGCAGUUUGCCAAGGACGACAAUGAAAAGAGCCCUGCUUCUGAAGGCGUCAAGACACUUCACUUCAGCAUUCUGCAGGACGAGAGCCGGCCUCUCAACCUCAGCCAUGAGUACCUGAAUGUCUGGCAUGAGGCGGGUGACUACUCCAGCAACCAAUUCAACUUUGAGGCUGGUACCAUUAUCGGCCAGGACCUGCCCAAGGAUACCUGGAAGCUUCUCGACCGCACCAACAAGCAGAUCUGGUCCACUCCUAUCCUCAAGGACGUGUGGCAGAACUUUGCCAUCACGCUCGACUUUGACAAGAACACCAUUCAAGCCUGGUACUCGGAGGGCCGAAAGCCCCUCCGAGCUGUCACGGAGCCCAUUUCCAACGAUAACUCUGGACGGGGACAGUACCAGAUUGGUAUUCUCAAGAAGCCUACUGGAACGGAUGAUGUUGUCAACUCUGGUUUCCAGGAGAGUGAUCUCGAUGAGGGAUUGAUCUAUGGUGGUAUCUUUAUUGAGGACAGCAAGGACGGCUGUGUGUCUGCGUAA
This is a messenger RNA of Fusarium keratoplasticum, 885 nucleotides long. RefSeq lists its product as uncharacterized. The record is from RefSeq and is a predicted model, not a curated record. Lineage: Eukaryota; Fungi; Ascomycota; Sordariomycetes; Hypocreales; Nectriaceae. The transcript has 3 exons. The coding region runs from base 1 to 885 and encodes 294 amino acids.